This is a messenger RNA of Iphiclides podalirius (scarce swallowtail), 1284 nucleotides long. Lineage: Eukaryota; Metazoa; Arthropoda; Insecta; Lepidoptera; Papilionidae. The record is from the annotation of a GenBank genome assembly.
AUGUCGGAAGGCGCGCGACGUGCGAAGUCUCUCGACGGCAGCCCGCGCGCUUCCAUGCAAGUGUCCGGCAGCGGCAGGGCGGCUGGUGUGGUGGGCGUGCAGGCUGCACCGCCCCGCCGCUCCCCCCGCACCGGAGCCCGACCCCCCCUCGCCCCCGCUGUUUAUUCUCGGCCGAGUGGCGGGGCGACAGUCGCCCGCGUGACGCGCAACCGAACGUACACGCGUCGUCAAUCCGAGCAGCACACAGACCGCGAGAGGUGCAUCCGUUGUCGGACGGCGUUGAGGGGAAAAAAAUCAACACCGCACACGCGCAAAACCGCGGCCGCAGGGUCAGUUUCUGAGGCGAGGCCCGCGCGCAGGGUGAGAAGCGGCGUCGCGGAAAAUGCAUUUCCCGGGUGCAUAGCGCAGGCGGCACGGACCGAGGGGAGGGUGCAGGCUAUGAUGGACAUCGUAUUGAUUUCUAUCUGCCCGCGCCUCCCUUAUUGUGGCGAUGCAGGGCGCGCCAUCGAUCGUUGCACCGGCCCUGAAUUAACACCCCGCGAUCGGCUCCGCUCGGCGAAGCCAGAUUUUCGCUCUAUGGCGGCGGCGGGCGCGCGCGUGGAAUGCGCGGGAGUGGAUUCGUAUAGCUCGCGAGCACGCCCAGACUCCGCCGUGCCGCCCUCAGAACUCCCGGCCAUGGCGACCGAAACCGGCGGCGCCGCGGCCGAACAGCAGUACUCGCUGCGAUGGAACGACUUCCACUCGGCCAUGGUCUCCUCGUUCCGGCGGCUGCGCGACGAGGAGGACUUCGUGGACGUGACGCUCGCGUGCGCGGGCGCCACCUUCUCCGCCCACAAGGUGGUGUUGUCGGCCUGCAGUCCAUACUUCCGGAGGCUACUGAAGGCCAACCCGUGCCAGCAUCCCAUCGUCAUCUUGCGGGAUGUACACGAUAAGGAUAUGGAGAGCUUACUCAGGUUCAUGUACCAGGGCGAGGUGCACAUCGGCCAGGAGCAGCUGAAGGAGUUCCUCCGCGCCGCGCAGCUGUUGCAGGUGCGCGGGCUGACGGACGUGCCGCCGCCGGCGCCCGCGCCCCUGCCCAACCUGGAGCAGAAACCCUCGCCGUCCGCGUCGUCGUGGACGGAGGGCAGCGUAUCGCGGGAGGGCGCCAGGGAGGGAGGGGCGGGAGGGGCGGCGGUCGCGGCGCGCGGAGGACGGAGCGGCCAGCACGCCGCCCCCCAAAAGGGCUCGCUCCUCGGACCUCUACCAAGCGCAGAUGAAGACCAGGUGCGUACCAACAACCACCCC